CACUCCGCUGCGGACAUUUGCCCUACGCCAUCAACAAAUUAAUGGUUCGGAGCUCGGUGUACAAGUCUACCGCCCACCGACGGGGAUCCAAUGGGCUGUUUGGGCCGAUCCCCCUACCACGACGACGCGUGGCGAUGUUGUACCUCCCCCCAUGUGCCCAUGUCCCUUCCCUUCGAAACCAUUCUGACCUGUUCGACCGCUCGAGGCUAGAGGUGUGUUGAGUGUGGCUCUGACUGGUUCAACCUAGUGCUUUCGCAAGUGUUUUUGCCUUCCACGUUUUGCUAGUAGUGUAUCAGACGAAAAGGCCUACGCAGGCUCCUGCCUUGUAAAUGAUAUGGCCCUGUCGUCGUCGUCUCAUGAUAUAUAAAUGAACUCCUUCAUCGACAUCAUGCUCUCUCUUUCCUUUCCCUCCUCAGCUUCAUUGCUUUCCGACAAUCACCACCAUCCUCACCAUCCUAUUCCUCACUUACACACAAACCUCAUCAACCCACACCCACAAACAAUCACACAUACACACACAACAAUCCAACAUGUCUUGGGCAGGUCCAAACGGUAAUAACAAUCCUUGGGGUCGACCAGGUGGCCCUCAAGGCCUCUGGAGCUUCAUCCACUCCCUCGACCCCAACAUGCGCGCCGGCGCCGGCGUAGACCACUCCACCGGCCCCGGUCCCUGGGCAAACUUCCCCUCAGGCUUCCCCUUCCACGGUGCCGAACACCCCUUUAGCGGCGGCCCCGGUGGCCCCGGCGGCUGGGGCGGUCCCUACGGCGGCUGGGGCGAUUUCCGCGGCGGAUUCGGCGGUCGUCGCCGCGGUGGCGGUCGAUGCGGCGGCAGAGGUCACCACGGACGGCGGGGCGGCGACAUGAACGACGGCGAGGGCGAGGUCGUCGACGAGACCAUGCGCAACGCAGACGAUACCCCCGAAGAGGGCGACUUCUCCGACAAGGAAAAGGACGACUCCCCCGAUACCAUGCGCGACGGCCCCAACGAAGACGGCCCCGAGCACGCAGGACACCCUCAUCCCCACCCUCACCACCACCAUGGCCCCGGCCGCCGCGGCGGUCCAGGCCGCGGAGGUCGCGGAGGUCGCUUCGGCGGUGGACCCCCCGGCGGCGGACCCGAUCCCUGGGGCGCGCGCCACAGCAGACACGGCGGCCACCACGGCCACCGGGGCCCACCUCCACCCCCCGGUCCCCCGCCCCCAUUCGGCGCACCGCACCCGCCUCCACCCCCUCCCCCGCCCUACGGCCACAACCCGGCUGGCACCUUUGACUUUGCAAACUGGCAAGAGUUGCUGAACCAGUUCGCCGACCACCCCUUUGCCCAACAAGUCCGCGACUGGGCCACCCGCUUCGGCGGCCUCAACAACAACGCCGCCGGCACCCGCGACGGUGGUGCGUCCGCCGACAACGACAACACCGACAUGGACUCGGCAUUCACGCCCCCCGUCGACAUCUUCUCCACGGACCGCGCCUACGUGCUGCACUUUGCCCUCCCCGGCGCCAAGAAGGAGGACGUCGGCGUGAACUGGGACGCCGACAAGGGCGAGCUCCGCGUCGCGGGCGUGGUGUACCGGCCCGGCGACGAGGAGUUCUUGGCGACUUUGGCGUCGGGCGAGCGGAGGAUCGGAAUGUUUAGCCGGUCUGUGCCCUUGCCGCCUCGUACGCGUCAGAAUGCGUCUGCUGCCUCGGAGAGAGGGGAGGAGAUUGACGCGCUGGCUAUCACGGCCAAGAUGGAGGAUGGAAUCUUGGUGGUGACUGUGCCCAAGGUCGAGAAGGAGUGGACUGAGAUUCACAAGGUUGAUAUCGAGUAGAAGAGUCAGAUGAUUGCUGCUUCGCACUUGAGAAGGAAUUUUCUUUUUGGUGGAAACGGUUGGAUGUAAUGGAAGCUUCACGGUUAAUGAUUUUGGAGUUUGGGAUAUUUUGAAUUCUUGGGUUUGGCUUGUAUAAGUGUUUUUGGUACUAGGG
Messenger RNA from Colletotrichum scovillei, 1965 nucleotides. RefSeq lists its product as uncharacterized. Gene Ontology annotation, biological process: protein folding; response to heat; response to hydrogen peroxide. Bases 531 to 1811 code for a protein of 426 amino acids. Lineage: Eukaryota; Fungi; Ascomycota; Sordariomycetes; Glomerellales; Glomerellaceae. The transcript has a single exon. The record is from RefSeq and is a predicted model, not a curated record.